AACUCCCGCAAUGCACCGCGGCGCUGUUUCCUUCAGCAGGGGUAAAUAUGGCGGCGCUCUGAAAAGCAGCGACACUCAGAUUUAAUUUGGCUUUACACUGAAAUAAGAAGAUCUGGAUAGGAUGACCUGUGUGGCGGACAUUGCUGACCGAAGGUGGAGUGUCGCUGUUGCUGAGCGGCUGCUGGAGAGAUAACGGAGGAGAAACACAGCGAUACACCAAGAGAAUGUUUGGUGAUCUGUUUGAGCAGGAGGGGGAGGGUCUUGGGGACUCAGGUGUGUCGGCAGGGGUGCAUGCAGGUGGAGGUAAGGAGCGCGAGCCACCACCCCCCAGGGGACCCGUCCGGCUGAGCGGGAUCCGGAACCAGGGAGGAACCUGCUACCUGAACGCUCUACUGCAGACGCUGCUGCUCACGCCGGAGUUCAGGGAGCAGCUGUUCAGUCUGGAGCCACAGGAGCUCGGGGUCGUUGGGGAGGAUGGAGUGGACACUGAGGUACGUAUUAUUCCUCUGGAGCUGCAGAGGCUGUUUGCUCGGCUGCUGCUGCUGGACGAACAAACAGCUUCAACAACCGCGUUGACCGACAGCUUCGGCUGGACAAACCAUGAGGAAAUGAGUCAGCAUGAUGUUCAGGAGUUGAACAGGAUUCUGUUUAGUGCUCUGGAAUCUUCUUUGAUUGGCACGUCUGGCAGCGCUCUGAUCCAGCAGCUUUACCACGGAACGCUGGUCAACCAGAUCACCUGCAAGGAGUGUAACAAUGUCAGCGAGAGACAGGAAGAUUUCCUGGACCUGACGGUGUGUGUGCGCGGUGUGAGUGGCCUGGAGGAGGCGCUGUGGAGCAUGUUUAUUGAGGAGGAAGUGUUUGAGGGGAAUAAUCUGUACCGCUGCAGUCGCUGUGAACGGCUCGUCCACGCCACGAAGUGUGCUAAGCUGAGGAAGCUCCCUCCGUUUCUCACCGUGUCUUUACUGAGAUUCAGUUUUGAUUAUGAGAAAUGUGAACGCUACAAAGAGACAAGCAGCUACAGUUUCCCGCUCAGUAUCGACCUGUGGCCUUACAGCGAACAGUCGUCUCUGCCGGACUCUGAGUUUUGCUACGAGCUUUUCUCUGUUAUUAUACACAAAGGCGGCUGUUAUGGAGGACACUAUCACGUCUACAUCAAAGACAUCGACCAGCUCGGCUGCUGGGAGGCGCCGGAGGAGGAUGUGAAGGAGAAACAGACUCAGAGGAAAACCCAGACUGUGAAAGAAAGUGAUGUUGCCGUGGAUAUGGAGGAUCCUCUUUCUGUUCUGACUGCAGUUAUAGCUCAGGAAUCUUCUGGUAGUGUGAUGUUGGACCAGCUUGGCCAGAAGCUGAUGGAUAGAAUCGGUUUCUCGUGGAAUAAGAAGUUUAGGAAACAGUUUGGACCAAUUAAUAAGUUCCUGCGGAGCCACUCUGAUGUUUUCCUGUUGGUGUCAGACAGCUCCCGCGUGGCUCUGAACCCCAAACACACCAUCAACACCAACAUCCACACUAACGCUAACGGCCCCAAGAGCACCGUGGCAGAACAGCGGGGGGCGGGGCUCAGUGUAGUACAGGAGGCAGGGCAUGAGGCAGAACUCCGGUUGGGCACUGAGUCGAGCGGAAUGGGGGUGGAGUCUGAGAUCCAUUUGGGGGCGCAGCGUGAGAGCAGCUGCCACUGGUUCGAUCUCAACGACUCCACGGUGACGCCUAUACGAGAACGAGACAUCAGGAAGCAGUUUGAGGGGAAAGAGAGCGCGUACAUGCUGUUCUACAGGAAAAAAUCACUGCAGAGACCACCGGAGGCGAGCGGAAACCCUGCUUAUAAAGUGCCCCCCCACCUGCUGGAGAUGAUCCACGAGGAGAACGCUCGACUUCAGCAGAGACGGGCGGAGUUUGAUGCCAGCAGUAACAGUGUUGAGUUUCGGCUUCAUUUGGCUCCUUGUUACUGCACCCGGAAUGGAGCGCUGCAGCCGUUCAGCACGGACACCAGCGCCAUUGCCAUGACCUUUGACCGCAGGAAAACAGUGGGAGACCUACGACUGGCUGUUUAUCAGAUGCAGGAUCAGUGGGAGGGGGACAUGGCACUGACCAUCGCUAAACACUUGCCUGCAGGAUUACACCUGUACAACACACUCACAGAUGAUCAGCAGUCUCUAUACAGUGCUGGAGUGUCUAACGGUUCUGACUUGUUUGUAUGGAAUGGGAGAGAGGUAAACGGUGAGCGAGUGCAGAUCGGCACUGAGUGGGAGCCAGUGUUGCUAAACGUUAUGCGGCCAUGUGUCCAGCUGGACGCUGGCUGUGAGGCUGUAGAUGAAUCGGGUCUCCAGCGUUCCUCACAUGGGUUCCCUAGGGCACUCACGCUUAGCGACGUUCGGGAGGCGCUGGGCCAACAGGAGGCACUUGUGUGCCAGGAGGAGAAGGGGGCGGAGCCAGACGGAGGUGGAGCCAGUGGAUGGAGGGUGUGUUCCCCAGAAGCAAUGCGGAAAACCCUGCGUGAGCUCACACUCCGGGACGGAGACUCACUGCUGCUGCUCCCGCCCACACACGCCAGCGACAGUAUGUUCAGUGUGAAUGGCGAUUUGGUGACUCUAAUGACGCCCUCUGACUGUCGCUGGCUGCAAGUGCAGUUUUGGCCACAAACUGCAGCAGAGGAGGAGGAAGAGGGAAAGAUGAAGAAGAUUGUAGCUUCAGGAGACACGCUGCUGGGGGAAGUGAAGCAGAGAGCUCUAGAGCAGCUGCAGCUUCAGGAACGGCUCACAGGGGUGCCAUGCUGUUUGAGGCAGCUGGAUCGAACAGGAAAACUUCUGCCUCCCGUGCGUGAAGAACUGUGUUUGCGUGAUGCAGGUAUAAGGUUGAUGACAUCACUGUAUCUGUGUCCUGGACUCGCCCCCAAAUGCACUCAGCUGUUCCUGUACUGCAGAGUGAGCACAGCGCCCUCCAGUGAUCCGGAGCUGGAGCUCAUAGUGGAGGAAACGCUCUCAGUGAAGGAGUGUGUGAUGGAGAUGGCCCGAGCAGCCGGGCUGGAAGGAACCUGUUGGCAUGUGCGUAGGAUGGACUGGUGUGAGGAGGUCGGGGAACCUCUCAGGGAUGAGAACGCUUCUCUGCUGGAAGUGGGCGUUGCUAAUGGAGACACACUGGUGCUCACUGAAGGACAGCUGCCCCCCAAGGGCUUUCUGAAGCUGAUGGUGAGCUGGUGGUGGGGGAGGAGUGAAGAUCCGGAUGGUGAGUGUGUGCCUGCUGUUCCGGAGCUGAAUCGCAGCACUGAGAGAACACACACUGCAGAAAUGAUGAAGUCUGUUGGAUUUGUUGAAAUCUCUGAAGAAGCUUCACUGCAGGAUCUCAGGUGUCAGGUGCUGACUCUGCCUGCGCUUCUGGAUGUGUGUGUGCCAACACCUGAAUUUCUCAGAGUUUGGUUGGUGGAAGAUCAGAGACUCAGCAAGAUCCUCAGAGGAAACACACUCACUCUCAGGAAGCUGAAGGUGGUGUGCGGAAGUGAGGUUUGCGUUCAGAAGCUGCAGUGUGAGGAGAAUCUUGGGGUAAAGGAUGUUCUGUUGAGGGUGCGGAUGGGUGUGCCAGGCGAGAGGGCGUAUUACCCUUCUCAGGAGUUUGUUUGGGACGCUGGGCGAGACCCUUCCGCGAAGGGGCUUUACCAUUCACUCUCCUCCCUCUACGGCAUCUCCCCCGAAAACCUGCUGCUGGCCAAACACCUGCCUGAAAAACACACCUGGAUGCCCAUCCACAACUGGACUCAGCAGGUCUCCAAACGGAAGAAGAAGAAAAAGGUAGAGAGUCUUCAGGGAGCUCCAUAUUGCCUCAGAGAUGGAGACAUCAUCGGUGUGAAGAAUCUGCUUGUUGACUCUAAUAGAGAGUUCAGUACGCUGCAGGAUGAGGAGGCCCAGCAGAGACUCAGGGAACAAACAGAGAACUGCAGGAAAGAAGUGCAUGGUAAUGUCACUCAGGAGGCGUUGCCUGAGGGGAAGACCAGAGCAACUAAACACAGGAAGCCUGAAGUGGCCUUGUCCAUCAGUGUGGGAGUGUUCAGAUAGCACUGCCUCAAACCAGAAGCCACACCCACCAGAGUCAAACCAUCUUCAGCAGAACCCUCCACCCAUGGACGGGUCAGGGGCCCACAGGACAUCUGAGAACCAAUCAGAAUUCAGCACGAGGAACAGCAGAGGCUCAUGGGAAUUACUGUAGAGGCUCAUUGCUGAUGUGCAGAGACUCUUUCCCCCACCGUGCAUUGUGGGUAAAAUUUCUCACCUGCUGUUCUCUACUGUUCUACUGUUUUUUACUUUAUUAUUUUUUCAUUCUUUUGUGUUUUAUUUUCUGAGAAGUUUUAUUUGUUUUUUUUUUUUGGCUCUGGACAGCAGCACCCUCUACUGGAGAAUAAGAUGUUUUGUUUACGAGGCUGUGUGUGUAUUAGGAAUUUACCGAAGCUGUUAUUCAGGUUUCUGUUAAUGGAGUGUUUGUAAAGGUUCGGUGUAGGAGGUCAGUAACGGUUUCAUAUUGAAAUGUUGGUUCUAUGGAUGAACAUGUUCAUAAUUUCAUAACUUAAACUGGAUGCAGCAACGCUAACCAGGAAACGCCGGCAGUCACUGAGAUUUCUUACCUCAGAAGCAUUUCAGAAAAACAUCCAGCAUCACUUUUAAUUUAGAAUCAGAUCAGGAUUCGAUGAACUUCAGAAUCAAAGACCAUCGGAAAUAUACAUUUGAGGAAUAUGAAUGAAUGAGUUUAGGAUGUUGGGGUCAGUGUUGGACUGCCCUCGUGUUGGUGGGUGGAGCUGUAGUGAUGCUGUCGGGAGGGGGGAUCUUGUUUUUGACCCCUUCAAACUGUGUGCAGUUUUACAUCAAAAUAUUCACAGAGCACUUUCCCUAUAAUAAUAAUAAUAAUAAUAAUAAUAAUAAUGCACAUGACUGUGCUAGAAAAAGUCUAAAGUACUGUCACACACACACACACACACAAAUACACACACAGCUUUGUUUCAGCCUCUUUCUGUUUUUUUACGAUUGGGUAAAUAAUGAUUUGUGGGUAACAUAUAUAUUUAUAUUUUCACUGAGCUGAUCAUGAACAGUGUGCGGUGUUUCUGCAGGGCUGUACGUUUAUCACUUUAUUAGAGCUGAUUUUAUUAGAAUUGGGAUGAAUCUUGUUCCGAGAUGGUUUUGAGUUAUUAUGUCACUCUUUUCUAGAAAAAUUCCAGACAUAAAUACAGUUUGUUUUUUCUCAGA
Molecule: messenger RNA, 5222 nt
Organism: Colossoma macropomum (tambaqui)
Lineage: Eukaryota; Metazoa; Chordata; Actinopteri; Characiformes; Serrasalmidae
Gene: usp40
Product: ubiquitin specific peptidase 40
Exons: 32
Coding region: 225-4043 (1272 amino acids)
Biological process (GO): protein deubiquitination
Cellular component (GO): cytosol; nucleus
Molecular function (GO): cysteine-type deubiquitinase activity; cysteine-type endopeptidase activity
Source: RefSeq, a predicted model, not a curated record